AUGGUUUCUCAAGACCAAAGUAAGGACUCUGGCUCCAAAAAAAAUGGAGGUAAGGAGCUUGGAAUGGUAACUCCUCAAGACAAGCCCUUGAAGAAGAUGAAGUUUGUUUCAUCUGCUGAGACAGAACCAACCAGCACGACAACAAUUUCUGAGGAUUCAAAGUCAGGUCGAGGGGGAAAGGAUGUGGCCCUGCACAUACUGAGAUGCAGUCCUACAUUGGUGUUGGCACGCUCCAGAGUCCCACUUGUGGACAAGAAAUGGGCUGAAAUCCCCAAGGAUAUAAAGGAGCAGAUUUGGGAAGCCGUUGACAUGGCUUUUGUGGUAGGUCAAGGGGGCAAGACCUCGGUGUUAUCUUCUGCUGCCAAGAAAUGGAAGGAUUUCAAGUCUACACUGACGAGGCAUUAUAUCCUUCCAUACAUCAAGGAGAGGGAGAAAUUAAGCCAACCCCCUGAAAUAUAUAAAUUCAUAGAGAAAGCAGAAUGGGAUGCCUUUGUAGCUUCAAGGUUAUCCAAAGAAUUUGAGUCUGUGCAUUCUCAACAUUCACAGAUUAGGGAGAAACUUGAGUACAAUCAUCGAUUGUCUCGAAAAGGAUAUGCUGGUUUGGAGGAUCAAUUGGAGGAAACCAUGCCUGGGGUAGAAAUUGAUCGAUCUACCUUAUGGAAGAAAGCUAGACAGGACAAACAUGGUAACAUCCCGGAUCCAAAGGUGGCAGAGAAAGCAAAAUUAAUUGAUGAAUUGCAAAAACAGUGGCUGAAAGGCAGUCUCAGUGUAUCUGGCAGCAAUGAUGUGUUGACCAUGGCUUUGGGUCCUGAGCAUCCAGGGAGAGUGAGAGGGGAAAGUGUCAGAAUUGUCCUUCAAGAAGAGACUAAGAAGAUGGAAGCUAGGUCAAGGGAAGAGACUUUAAGGAUGGAGGCUAGAACCAAGCAAUUGGUAGAGGCUGAGAGGGAAAAUUUACUGAGUCAGCUUUCCCAACUCAUCCCCAAUUUUGAUCCAAGCAUGCUUAAACCGAAAACUAGCCCCUGUCAAAACCAAAGUCCCAAAAAUCCAAUGUCUGACAAAGCAAGCUGCUCUGGGGCUGAUGUGAGAUCCCUACAUUUUGAGGAUGAUACUGCCAAAAAUGGGGAACAGCAGGAAGAAACGAAAAUCAAGAUGAAGAGAAGAAAGAAGAAAAAAAAGAUGAAGAGAAGAAGGAAGAAAAAAAAGAUGAAGAAAGAAGAAAAAAAAGAUGAAGAGAAAAAGGAAGAAAAAAAUGAUGAAGAGAAGAAAGAAGAAAAACAAGAUGAAGAAAAGCAUGACGAAGAGGGUACUGAAGUAGUUGAUUAUUCAAAUGUGGAGGUGCCAUCUUCCUUACAAUCCCUUUGUCGUUAUGUGGAAACGACACUAAAGCCUCAGGAGAAGAUCAUGACCUUCACAAUUGAGAAGGAGGUGUUUGGUGCAGAUCGCAGUACCUUCGUCUUGCAUGAAGAUAUUACACAGUUAGCAGGCAUGGAAGAAAUUGGGGCUACUGUGGUUGCAGUAUAUAUGAGGUGCUUAUAUGAUCGUUUGAGAGAAGCAAAUAUGUGCAGCAUGGUUGGCUUUAUCGACCCUGCUCAAGUUAGUGCCAACGCUGGGUCACUAACUGACAGAUCACGAAUUGUAGCCAGUCGACUUCAGAAGACAGAUGGUGAACAGAUUUUCAUGAUGCCUUACAAUCCAGGCCGUCAUUGGGUCUUGCUGAUUGUGAGAGCAAAGAGGGAAGCAACUACUAAUGCUAGUAGAAAUGUUGAAGAAGAUGAUGACCGUAGUAGGUACAGUUUUGUGUCUGAACAAAUAGAGAUGGAUGAUAAUGAUUUUGGUGAUUUUGGAUCUGAUCCUUAUGAGUUUGCCAAUGUGAUUGGGGAUGGAGAUCAACCAUUGUACCCUGGUUGUAGAAAGUACACGAAGUUAUCGGCAUUAGUGAAGUUGUAUAAUUUGAAGGCAAAACAUGGGAUGUGUGAUGUCUGUUUUACAGAAUUAUUGAUACUUCAAGGCGAUUUGCUUCCAGAAGGAAAUACAAUACCGGCCUCUAUGUAUGAGGCAAAAAAGACUUUGUGUGCAUUGGGGCUGAGUUAUGAGAAAAUGCACGCAUGCCCCAAUGAUUGCAUCUUGUAUAGGAAGGAGUAUGAGGAUUCAACUAAUUGUCCUACUUGUGGUAUCUCAAGGUGGAAGGAAGGCAAAGAUUCAAUCUUGAAAGAGGGUGUGCCAGCGAAGGUGGUGUGGUAUUUUCCUCCAAUUCCAAGGUUUAAAAGGAUGUUUCGAUCACAUGAGACAGCUAAGAGUUUGACUUGGCAUGCUGCUAGAAAAUCAAUUGACGGUCAGAUGUCUCAUCCGGCGGAUUCCCCGUCUUGGAAACUUCUUGAUGAUAAAUGGCCCGAGUUUGGUAAUGAGCCGAGAAACUUGAGAUUGGCUCUUUCAUCUGAUGGAUUCAAUCCCCACAGUUCUCUAAGUAGCAGAUAUAGUUGCUGGCCAGUUAUCUUAGUUACAUAUAAUCUCCCUCCAUGGCUGUGCAUGAAACGAAAGUUCAUGAUGUUGACCUUAUUGAUUUCCGGUCCUAAACAGCCCGGAAAUGAUAUAGACGUCUACUUGGAGCCUUUGAUUGAUGAUUUAAAAUCUUUGUGGGAUGGGAUUGGAGGAGUGUAUGAUGCACAUAAUGGAGAAUACUUUACACUCAGAGCUGCAUUAAUGUGGACAAUUAAUGAUUUCCCCACCUAUGGAAACUUAUCUGGUUGUGUUGUUAAAGGAUAUAAAGCUUGUCCAAUAUGCGGCGAUGAUACACCUAGUCACAGAGUUUGUUGGAAGAAGAAAUCAAUAUUCUUUGAUCUCGAGUAUUGGAAAUACCUUCCUGUGAGGCAUGUCCUAGAUGUUAUGCACAUUGAGAAGAAUGUUUGCGAUAGUAUCAUUGGUACAUUGCUGGAGAUCCCUGGAAAAAAUAAAGAUGGGAUUGCUGCUCGAUUAGAUUUAUUGAACAUGGGGGUCAAAACUGAUUUGCAACCCGAGUAUGGAGAAAGACGUACUCGUUUGCCUCCCGGGCCUUGGAAUUUGUCAAGAGCAGAGAAGAGAGAGGUUUGCACUUCUUUCUAUGGUAUGAAGGUCCCUGAAGGUUAUUCUUUAAAUAUAAAAAAUCUUGUAUCUAUACAAGAUUCAAGACUUCUUGGCCUUAAAUCACAUGAUUGUCAUACCUUAAUGCAACAAUUGCUCCCUGUGGCAAUUCGUUCUGUUUUGGAGAAGCCUGCAAGGUAUGCAAUAACUCGUUUGUGCUUCUUCUUCAAUGCUAUAUGUGCAAAGACUGUUGAUGUUUCCAAGCUAGAUAAGUUGGAAGAAGAUGUAGUAGUUACUUUGUGUUUGCUUGAGAAGUACUUUCCCCCUUCAUUCUUUGAUAUCAUGGUUCAUCUAGUAGUACAUCUUGUCAGAGAAGUUCGUCUAUGUGGGCCAGUAUAUUUUAGAUGGAUGUAUCCGUUUGAAAGAUAUAUGAAAGUGCUAAAGGGGUAUGUUCAGAAUCGUACUCGUCCCGAAGGUUGCAUUGCUGAGCGGUAUAUAGCUGAAGAAGCUGUAGAGUUUUGUACCGAGCAUUUAUAUGAUGUUAGUACAGUUGGAGUGCCUUCAAGCCAAAAGAUGGGAGUUUCAAAGCCAUUAUCAGGUUGCACAGUGAGCGUAGUUGAUCGGGACCUGUUGAACCAAGCACAUCUAUAUGUCUUGGAGAAUACGGAGGAAGUCCUACCUUAUAUCGAGCAACAUAUGAUCCACAUCAAGACCGCUUAUCCAAAAUUUAGAAAGAGAACAAAGUGGCUGCAGGAUAAGCACAAUAGCACUUUCAUUCAAUGGCUACGCUUCAAGGUUCAAAGUGAACUUAAUGAGGAAGACAAUCAUGGCGUAUCAGAAAAUUUAAGGUGGCUAGCAGCUGGUCCAAACAUGGCAGUGCCAUUAUAUAGGAGCUAUCUUAUUAAAGUGGACGAACUUGGAUUUACCCUUGUAGAUUUGAGUAAAAUUGGACAUAGGAAUGACCAAUUUGUUUUGGCUUCUCAAGUCAAACAAGUAUUUUUUGUUGACGACCCGAUGCAUCGUGGUUGGUCGGUAGUGUUAUCAAUGCCUAAUAGAGAAUAUAAUGAUGUUAUUGGUGAUGAUGUCUUAGGUGAUGUGAGAAUUGAGUGUGAGCCAUUUACUAGAGGGAUGCCAAAUGUUGACACAUUUGAUGAAGUGGUGGGUGAGUUAGGGAGUCAAAAUAUUCGAGAUGGGUGUGAAGAUAUAUGGAUUGAAUGA
Molecule: messenger RNA, 4275 nt
Organism: Prunus armeniaca (apricot)
Lineage: Eukaryota; Viridiplantae; Streptophyta; Magnoliopsida; Rosales; Rosaceae
Source: the annotation of a GenBank genome assembly